AUGCGUAGGCCGGCGGAUUUCUUCCGUUUUGAUCCGAUGGUCUUUCCAGUUGUUCUGACAGAGAAGAGCACGUGCUAUCUCUACUAUCAAGUUGGCGCCAAGAAUACGAUCCCUUUUGGAGAGGCCGGGUUCGCCAGUUAUGAGAGUGAAAGCCAGGUCAUUCAAAAUCCAGGAGCGGGCAUGUGGGUGGAUGAUGUUGCUCUGACGACCACCUGCAGCGCGGAAGUGGGCGCGGUCAUAUCGCCCGGGUUUUCGGGAACUGCAAGCGGGUGCCACUUGAAGAUAUACCCGACGCCUGCCCCGACGCCAGCCCCGACGCCAGCCCCGACGCCAGCCCCGACGCCAGCCCCGACGGCGGCCCCGACGGCGGCCCCGACGCCAGCCCCGACGGCGGCCCCCACGCCAGCCCCGACGCCCGUGCCAACGCCGACGCCAACCGCGGCGACGCCGGCUCCCACGGCGCCGCCCGCGGCGGGAGGGGCCGGGACACCGGCUCCCAGUCUCGUCGCCGUGUCGGCCGCCGGGGACCCGCACCUCGUCAACGUGUACGGCGAGCGCUUCGACCUCGUGAGGCCGGGCAACCACACGAUGCUCGCAAUCCCGCGAGGCGUGACGCCACGGAGGGCGCUGCUCCACGUGGAGGCGCACGUGGAGCAGCACGGUGGGGCGUGCGCGGACAUGUACAUCGACAUGUUGGGCGUCGCUGGCAGAUGGGCGGCCAGGCAGUAUCUCAACGGCAGGGGCGUGCAAUACUACGCCCGGAAACGGGAUGGCCGGCUGUCGGGCUGGAGGAAGUACGGGUCCGUGCACAUGAAGGUAGUCUGGGGCAGCACUGCGUCUGGGAUACAGUAUUUGAACCUGCUCGUGAAAAACCUGAGCCACGCCAGGUACCCCAUCGGGGGUCUGCUCGGCGAGGACGACCACUCUCAGGAUGCGACUCCGAGGGCCGACUGCAAGCGGGUCACGGAAGUCUGA
Prorocentrum cordatum is the source of this 975-nucleotide messenger RNA. NCBI's taxonomy places the organism in Eukaryota, Dinophyceae, Prorocentrales, Prorocentraceae. The record is from the annotation of a GenBank genome assembly.